AUGUUCAAGAAUAUUUAUGGAGAAGAUAAGUUUGUUGCAAGCAAAGGCUGGCUUUUCAAUUUCACAGAAAGGCAUGGACUUAGGCAUCUUAAAAUCUGCGUUGAGAAAUCAUCAAAUGAUGAAACUGCUGUAGCUCCCGUUCUGGCUAAACUAAGACAAGUAAUAGAAGCUCAUGAUCUCCAACCCCGGCAAAUUUAUACUGCUGAAGAGUCAGGCCUUUUUUGGAAGUUAUUGCCUGAUAAAACCUUCGUUCAAAGCAACGAAGCAAGAAAAUCAAGCAAAGAACGAAUCACCUUUCUAGCAUGCACAAACGGUGAUGGUUCUCAUAAACUUCGACCUCUUGUCAUUGGAAAAGCAAAGAAUCCAAGAGGAUUCAAGAACAAAGCUCUACCUGUGGAUUACGUCUCUAGUGAAAACGCGUCGAUGACUCCGGCAAUUUUUAAAACGUGGUUUCAAGAUUCCUUUUCGAAGCAAGUGAAAUCAUUCUUGAAAAAUCAACGUCUUCCUGAAAAAGCCUUAUUGUUGAUUGACAAUGCCCCGAGUCACUGCCCUGAGGAGGAAUUGAUUAGUGAAGAUGGACAUAUUUUUACAAUGUUUCUACCACCAAGAUCUACAGCUUUGAUACAGCCUAUGCAUCAAAAUGCUAUUAAAUCUACAAAACUGAAUUACCGAAAAAGUCUUUUAGCACAUAUUCUUUCGAUACUCGAAGAUGGAGAUGAUGUCGGUAAAUGUAUUGAGAGCAUAAAUCUUUUCGAUGCAGUUUGUUUACUCCAUAAUUCAUGGCAAAAAGUGACAACAAACUCUUCAGAAAAGUAUUGGCACGAACUUUUAUCAUGCAACUUACCCAAUUAUGAUCCAGAUGAUUUAAUUCCCCUGAACUUAUUACAGGAAAAAAUGCAGCAAAUAAACCAUGACUAUCAAGACAUUUCGAAUAUGUUGACAAAAAUUGAUGGCGAAGUUUAUUCAAAUAUUGAACUGAAUCAAUGGGUUGAAGAUGCUGAAAAAGUAAUGGAGGAUGGCUAUCUUGAGCAUGACACUAUAGAUGAUGACACCAGCAGUGACGAAGAAGUCGAUAUCAACCCAAACAAAAUCAAGCACGUCGACGCAAUAAAAUAUUUCAAAUUGGGAUUGCAAUGGGCAGAAGAGAAUAAUAUUGGAAUUACCGAUAUUCUGCUCCUGAAAAAUAUUCAGGAGAAAGCUGUAGUUAAGCAUUCUUCUACUCUAACAGUUAAAAAACAACAUGAAAUAUCUGAUUAUUCUGAGUAA
Messenger RNA from Harmonia axyridis, 1266 nucleotides. Its product is annotated as jerky protein homolog-like. The transcript has a single exon. Bases 1 to 1266 code for a protein of 421 amino acids. Gene Ontology annotation, molecular function: DNA binding. Lineage: Eukaryota; Metazoa; Arthropoda; Insecta; Coleoptera; Coccinellidae. The record is from RefSeq and is a predicted model, not a curated record. Gene Ontology annotation, cellular component: nucleus.